CGGGGGAGCCCUGGGGUCCGGACCUGCACGGCCGCGAGGAAGGGGAGCCGCCGGGCGGCGCCCGAACAGGUCUAGGGGGUGAGAAUGUGGAGAUGUCUCGGGCGGAUGAGUUUGAACCUACCCCACAGGAGGAUGACUUGGGGUUCAAGGAAGAGGACGAUUUGGCCCCAGGUCAUGAAGUAGGAAAUGCCUCUCUCAAGCCUGAAGGCAUCCAGACCUGGGAUGACUUGUGGGUCCAGAGAGAGGGACCAGGAAAACCUCAGGCUCGAGACAGAGGCCCCCGGCUCCUGGGAGAACCACGCUGGGGCCAGGCUAGCGAUCGGGCUGCUGUAUGUGGCGAGUGUGGCAAGAGCUUUCGGCAGAUGUCGGAUCUGGUGAAACAUCAGCGGACACACACCGGGGAGAAACCCUACAAGUGUGGGGUCUGCGGCAAGGGCUUUGGGGAUAGCUCUGCCCGGAUCAAACACCAGCGGACUCAUAGUGGCGAAAAGCCCUACAGAGCCAGACCGCCAGCCCAGGGCCCUCCAAAGAUUCCUAGGUCCAGGGUGCCUGCCGGGGAGCGCCCCACUAUCUGCGGUGAAUGUGGCAAGAGCUUCCGGCAGAGUUCAGACCUGGUGAAGCACCAGCGGACACACACGGGCGAGAAGCCCUACAAGUGCGGCAUCUGUGGCAAGGGCUUUGGUGACAGUUCUGCUCGCAUCAAGCACCAGCGAACACACCGUGGGGAGCAGCCCCCCCGGCCCCUGGUGCCCCGGCGGCCGCCGUCUCGAGCAGCCACGGCAGCCACACAGGGACCCAAAGCCCAGGACAAGCCAUAUAUCUGCACCGAUUGCGGCAAAAGAUUUGUGCUCAGCUGCAGUCUGCUGAGCCACCAGCGCAGUCACCUGGGGCCCAAGCCUUUUGGCUGUGAUGUGUGUGGAAAGGAAUUUGCCCGGGGCUCAGACCUGGUGAAGCACCUUCGGGUGCACACGGGAGAGAAGCCCUACCUCUGCCCUGAGUGUGGCAAGGGCUUCGCCGACAGCUCUGCCAGGGUCAAGCACCUCCGCACCCACACCGGCGAGAGGCCUCACGCCUGCCCUGAGUGUGACUGCACCUUCAGCCUCAGCUCCACGCUUCUCCGCCAUCGCCUGACUCACAUGGAGCCACAGGACUUCAGCUUCCCAGGCUACCCCCUGGCUCCCCUGAUCCCCAGCCCACCCCCCAGCUCCAGCUCCCCGCCACCUCCUCUUGGCACCAGCCCCCCACUGACACCUCGAAGCCCUUCGCACUCAGGUGACGGGCCUUUUGGCCUGCCUGGCUUGGAGCCAGAGCCCAGGGGCCCACAGGCUGGGGAGCCACCCCCGCCACUCGCGGGUGACAAGCCCCACAAGUGCCCAGAGUGUGGCAAGGGCUUCCGCCGAAGCUCAGACCUGGUGAAACACCAUCGGGUGCACACGGGGGAGAAGCCCUAUCUCUGCCCUGAGUGUGGCAAGGGUUUUGCUGACAGCUCAGCCCGAGUCAAGCACCUCCGUACCCACCGCGGUGAACAGGCUCGGCCGCCACCGCCAUCCACUCUCUUGAGGCCACAUAACCCCCCCGGCCCAGCGCCCAUGGCCCCUCGACCCCGAGUCCGGGCCCAGCCCUCCGGACUCAGCCAGCCCCAUGUGUGCGGCUUCUGUGGGAAGGAGUUCCCGCGGAGCUCAGACCUGGUCAAACACAGGCGCACACACACUGGGGAGAAGCCAUACAAGUGUGCGGAGUGUGGCAAGGGUUUUGCUGACAGCUCUGCCCGGAUCAAGCACCAGCGUGGGCAUCUGGUCCUGACGCCCUUUGGGACCGGGGGUGGUCUGGCAAGGCCCCUCAAGGAGGAGCCACCAGUGGGACUGGAAUGAUGGGGCAGAGGGAGGGUGGAGGAGCAGGAGACCACAGGGGUGGCAUCUUGCCUAAUCAGAGAAGAAGGGACCUGGGAGUUGGUGGGAGAGAGAAGGAAAGAAGGUGGGAGGGGAAGAAAUGGAGAAAGCAGUGACUAGAUGAAGAUUGGAGACAAUGAUCUUGAAGCUCAGGAAACUGUCCCAGCUGGGCGCAGUCAGGACCUUGCCAGGGUGGUCUAUACCCCCAGCUUCUAGAACACUGCCUCGUGCACCGUAGGCACUCAAUAAAUCUUUGUUGGAUUAAGAAA
Molecule: messenger RNA, 2158 nt
Organism: Myotis davidii
Lineage: Eukaryota; Metazoa; Chordata; Mammalia; Chiroptera; Vespertilionidae
Gene: ZNF48
Product: zinc finger protein 48
Exons: 2
Coding region: 93-1871 (592 amino acids)
Source: RefSeq, a predicted model, not a curated record